GAGUCAUAGAUUCGGACGACUUUUAAAGACGAAUUAUUUGUGAUACAUACUUUUAUAUUACCUAUGUAUAUUCUAAGUUAUUCUAGCUUUGGAUUAGCACAAUAGGCUGCGUUUUCUCUAAUAUUAAUAAUUUAACACAUAAAAACACGAAGAAAUAGUAAAAAAUAUUUACGGCGCUUUAAACAUUUUACAGGUACUAACGAUGUUGGUUAGCGAGGACUAUCAAAAUGUCACAAAUCGCAAUGUUUAUCACAAGCAUCAGAUCUGACAAAGUUACUAAAACAACAAAGACAAAAGUAGCCUACAAGAUGCUGACAAUAACUCUUCUGCUGGUGCUGACCGCAUGUUUGCUAGUCUACAAGAUACGACAAAGAGCUAAACACGACAGAAUGAUAGAGUGUAUUCCCGCCGUACCCAACGCCUUUCCACUCAUUGGGAAUGCGUACAUGUUACUGGGAGAUAGCCAGGAUACAUUCGAACUAAUAAGGGUGUACAGUUACAAGAGCAACCGUGCCGGCGGUAUAUUAAGAUUCUUGAUCGGCACCCAACAAUUCUUUAUUGUGACGAACCCUCAAGUAGCUCAUGCGAUCAUGAACACAUCCUUAUCAAAGAGCUACAUGUAUGAUUUCUCCUUAAAUUGGGUCGGAAGAGGACUCUUUAACACGACAGCUUCACGAUGGAAACAGCAAAGAAAACUGCUGAACCCAGCAUUUUCUCAGAAAGUCAUCGAUGGGUAUUUGGACCUUUUCAACAGAAACGCAGAAAAUUUAGUUGAGGCUCUUUCAACUAAAUGUGGUACGGGCAGCUUUGAUGUCGUGCCGGUGCUCACCGAUAUGACUUUGGAAAAUAUUUGCCAAACCGUGAUGGGGUUGCCAGCUGAAACGAUGAAGACAGUGGUGGACGAUCGAUACACACAAACCGCUAAAACCCUCCUCGAUGUACUAAUAACUAGGCUGCAAAAGUUUUGGUUUCAUUCCGACAUCCUGUAUCACUUUUCAUCGUUGAAAAAAGAGGAGAGUCGGUUGAUCAAAAUCGCCCAUGAAAUUACUUGGAAGGUGGUAAGACAUAGAAAAGCAAUGCUACAGAAUUUACCUUCCAAUCAUGGCACGGAUCAAGAGCCAAACCGACUAAGCUUCCUAGACCUGCUGUUGGACUGGCACGCCAAGGGUCAUUUAUCAGAAGCUCAGGUGAAGGAGGAAGUGGACAGUAUGCUAAUAGCCGGCUACGACACAGUGGCCACCCAGGUUCUAUACACCCUCAUAGUACUCGGCUCCCUACCUGAUGUGCAGGAGAAAGUCUAUAGCGAGUUGCAAGAAGUGUUUGGUUCCAACAGCGCAGUUACUAAAGAGGGGCUGAGUAAGUUGGUGUACUUGGAUGCCGUGGUUAAAGAAGUCAUGAGGAUGUAUCCAACCAUUGGGGCGUUGGACCGACGUAUUGAUCAAGACAUUAAGUUUGACAACUUCACGCUACCAGCCGGCAGCACAGCAUUCAUCCUGAUCUGGGGCAUCCACCGGCACCCGUGCUGGGGCGACGACGCUCACCACUUCGACCCUCAGCGGUGGCUGCAGCGCCGGGUGCCGGCUGACCUUGGGGCCUAUGCCGCCUUCGGGCUGUGGCCACGGGUUUGCAUCGGCAGAUCCUACGCCUACCUGAGCAUGAAGACAACAUUAGUCCACAUCCUGCGUCUUUACCGAGUGGAGGCGAAUCUCCCCAAUUUGGAGCUAAAGUUCGAUCUGCUCACCAAACCUGUGUGUGGACACCACAUCUCCUUGGAGCUACGAGACAAAUAA
This is a messenger RNA of Plutella xylostella (diamondback moth), 1790 nucleotides long. Its product is annotated as cytochrome P450 4c3. Gene Ontology annotation, molecular function: iron ion binding; heme binding; monooxygenase activity. The record is from RefSeq and is a predicted model, not a curated record. NCBI's taxonomy places the organism in Eukaryota, Metazoa, Arthropoda, Insecta, Lepidoptera, Plutellidae.